Coffea arabica (coffee) is the source of this 1106-nucleotide messenger RNA. The record is from RefSeq and is a predicted model, not a curated record. NCBI's taxonomy places the organism in Eukaryota, Viridiplantae, Streptophyta, Magnoliopsida, Gentianales, Rubiaceae.
UCCUGCUUUUGUGCAUGAAGCUACUGAAAAAGAGAGGAGUUGGUGGUGGAAAGCUUGCAAGCUCUGCUUUCCUCUAGACCAAAUUUCCAAAGCCAGAAAAAACAGUCUUAAGUGUUAAUUUGGAAGGCGGGAAGAGCUAAGUCUUGAGCCCAAGUCUCCAAGGUCUGCAAGUGAGAAGCCAGGCAGGAGCUCCACUUCCUCAUUUUGCAAACUAAAAGCCUGCAAUAGGAUUGCUGUCUACUCCCCGGCAAGAAUCAGCCAAGUGGUAGAUCUAUAGCUUUGGCAUGGCAGAUAAUGCUGUUCUGGCUUCCCCUGAGAGAAAAUGGAAUUUUCCACUCUUGGUUUUCUUCGAAGAUGUUAGGAGUGUCUUCAAAUUGGAUGAUCUUGGCUUGGAGAUCUUGCGCAUUGCAUUUCCUGCAGCUCUUGCAUUGGCUGCUGACCCCAUUGCUUCUCUGAUUGAUACAGCAUUUAUUGGCCAUCUGGGUCCAGUAGAAAUUGCAGCUGUUGGUGUUGCAAUUGCUAUUUUCAAUCAAGUGUCAAAGGUAGCCAUAUUCCCGAUAGUUAAUAUUACAACCUCCUUUGUUGCUGAGGAAGACACAGUCAAAAGAAUAGCUGAUGAAUCGCAAGCCAAUGACUUGGAGAAAGGUUCAGUAAAGAUCAAUGAAACAGAAGAACAGACGCCAGAAGAUGCUAAGGUGGAGAAGUUGGAUACUUCAGGCCCUGAGAAUGAACCAAAGGAGUUCGAGAAGGAAUGUGAUUUUAAAACAGCUUCAUGCAAAUCUUCACCUGUAACUAAAAAAUCUGCUGCUGAGGGAAAACACAAACCUGAGAGGCGACAUAUCCCUUCAGCAUCAACUGCGCUGGUUGUUGGUGGUGUGCUUGGCCUUCUCCAAACAGUGUUGCUUAUAUUUCUGGCAAAACCCAUCCUUGGAUUCAUGGGAGUGAAAUCUGGAUCUCCAAUGCUGGCCCCAGCACAGAAGUAUCUAACACUGAGGGCACUUGGUUCUCCUGCUGUUGCACUUUCUUUGGCCAUGCAAGGCGUCUUUCGAGGUUUCAAGGAUACUAAAACUCCUCUGUACGCCACUGGUAAUGCAUUCCUUCAAUGA